AAAGCACAGAUCCAACAGCACUUCAACUCUCUUUUCCGUAUGUCAUGUCCUCUUCAUCUUCUACUAGAUCGCAAACUGCCGUACCUGAUAUUGAAUCACAACAGCUAAAGGUACAGAAUAACAUUGAAGAAAGUUUAGAAGUCAAGUCAUUAUUACAAUACGAAGUUACGCUAGAAGAUCAUGAGCACCCACAGUCUCUUGCCCGCCGUCGAAAAUGGCUUAUAGUCCUCGUCAUAUCCUCCUCAGCCCUUUGCGUUACCUGCGCUUCAUCUGCCGCCUCUUUCACUGAGGACGGCGUGUCAGAAACAUUUCAUGUCUCGCGUGAAGUCACUAUCCUUGCUAUCAGCCUUUUCGUAGAAGGUCUGGGACUGGGGCCAUUACUUGCAGGGCCGUUGUCGGAAGUUUAUGGCAGGAACAUCAUAUACAGGGUGUCUUUCAUCUUGCUAUUUGCAUUCUCGUUCGGAGUUGCGUUUGCACCCAACAUUGUCGUUUAUCUCGUGUUCCGGUUUAUAACCGGUUUUUGUGGUUCGACAUUCCUGAGCGUCGCCGGCGGCUCUGUCAGCGAUCUCUUCGACAACAAAACUGUCGCAAAUCCGAUGGCUGUUUAUACUAUUAGUCCCUUCAUUGGGCCAGUCGUUGGACCCUUAUUGAGUGGAUCGAUUCCACAGAACACAAACUGGCGAUGGACGUAUUACACGCUCACCAUAUGGACCUUUACUCAAACUCUCGCUCUGUUCAUCUUUGUCCCUGAAACGUAUAUUCCCGUUUUGCGAAAACAGAAGGCGAUUAGGCUUCGCAAAUCCACAGGAGACAAAGGCUACUUCGCACCCCUCGAGAAGGGCGAAAUUAAUUUAGGACAAGCAAUCCUGGUUAGCUGUUAUAAACCGUUCCAAUUGGUUUUAUAUGAUCGCAUGGCGCUGCUUUUGAACACCUGGACUUCUCUUAUACUGGGCAUCCUUUACCUUGCCUUCCAAGCGUUUCCAAUCAUCUUUGAGACAAACCACGGCUUUAACACGCAGGAAACUGGCCUAGCGUUUUUGGGAAUCGGUUUAGGAAUGUUGGGCGGACUUGCCUCCCAGCCGUACUGGAAUCGGGUGUUCGCAAGAGAAGCUGAGAAGAACGGCGGCGUGGCUCCUCCAGAGGCUCGUUUGUACAUGGGUGAAGUCGGUGGUAUACUCACUCCACUGGGUCUUUACUUCCUCGCUUUCACCACCUACUCGUCCGUUCACUGGAUCGUUCCCAUCAUUGCUUCCAUCUUCUUCGGUACUGGGAUAUACUUUGUCUUCACGUGUGUUUUCACCUACCUCGUCACUGCCUACCGUCCUAUCGCAGCCAGCGCUAUGGCAUCUAAUAGCGCUAUGCGGUCGACGUUCGCCGCGGUUUUUCCGCUGUUUGCCAGUUACAUGUAUGAUGGGUUAGGCACGGUCGGUGCGACGGCACUAUUAGCGGGAGUCAUGACGUUGACGGUACCAUUACCGUUUGUGUAUCGAAGAAUUGGCCCGAGGCUUAGAGCCAAAUCAAGAUUUGCAGUUUCUUGAGUUUGAAGCUUAGAGGGUCGUCACGGAGGACUACAGUGAUAUCACAAAGGAUUUAAAACAAAAGGAUUGUUGCGAAUACAACUCUCGAAGUGUUCAUAAUGUUUGCGUAC
This is a messenger RNA of Lentinula edodes (shiitake mushroom), 1648 nucleotides long. RefSeq names its product major facilitator superfamily domain-containing protein. Gene Ontology annotation, molecular function: transmembrane transporter activity. Bases 45 to 1538 code for a protein of 497 amino acids. The transcript is spliced from 10 exons. Gene Ontology annotation, biological process: transmembrane transport. Lineage: Eukaryota; Fungi; Basidiomycota; Agaricomycetes; Agaricales; Omphalotaceae. The record is from RefSeq and is a predicted model, not a curated record.